Messenger RNA from Andrographis paniculata, 2095 nucleotides. RefSeq names its product transcription factor MYB88-like. Gene Ontology annotation, cellular component: nucleus. The record is from RefSeq and is a predicted model, not a curated record. Gene Ontology annotation, molecular function: RNA polymerase II cis-regulatory region sequence-specific DNA binding; DNA-binding transcription factor activity, RNA polymerase II-specific. Lineage: Eukaryota; Viridiplantae; Streptophyta; Magnoliopsida; Lamiales; Acanthaceae. The transcript has 11 exons. Bases 414 to 1661 code for a protein of 415 amino acids. Gene Ontology annotation, biological process: regulation of DNA-templated transcription.
AUAGGCCAUAGGGAGAGAGCGUCUCCUGAUGAAGAAAGCAAACUCUCAUCUUUUUCAAGUUUCUUGAAUAAAAACCCCAUUUCUUGCAUAUUUUGCACCUAUUUUUCUUCCUCCCUUUUUCAAAUCUCGAGGCUGUUUUUUUUUUAAAAAAAAAAAAAAAUUGUGAAGUGGGAAUCCUUAUUAGGAAGCUCGAACUGACCCCUCGUUUGUUUUUCAUUUUCUUUCCAAGUGUUAUUAUUGUUUGUUUUUACAGUCUUCGUUUUGAGAAAGUUAAGGGAAUCCAAGGCAAACCAAAACCUCCAUUUUUAGCUGUUUUGGGAGCUAAGCAAAGCAAUCAAGAACUCAUUUUUAUUUAGUGUAAAGAAGAAAGGGAGGGAGGGCAUGAAAGGAGUUUGUUUCAAGCUGAGGAGAAUAUGAAAAAGAAUAACAUUUCUGCUUCUGCUGCUGCUGCUGCUGCUCCUAAGAGGAAGAAGGAAUGGCAUAUUGUUUCUUGGUCACAAGAGGAGGAUGAUAUUCUGAGGGACCAAAUCAGGGUUCAUGGAAUUGAGAAUUGGGCUGUCAUUGCGUCGAGAUUUAAGGAUAAAACGGCGAGGCAAUGCCGGAGGAGAUGGUUCACUUAUUUGAAUUCCGAUUUCAAGAAAGGCGGGUGGUCGCCGGAGGAAGACAUGCUUUUAUGUGAGGCACAGAAGAUGUUCGGGAACCGGUGGACUGAGAUUGCCAAGGUUGUCUCCGGGAGAACUGACAACGCUGUCAAGAACCGGUUCGCGACCCUUUGCAAGCGGAGAGCGAAGCACGACGCCGCAAUGGCAAAAGAGAACACCUUUUCUUGCUACAUCAACUUAAACAACAAAAGGGUCAUAUUCCCCAACGGCAACGACGAUUCGAGAGGCGACGAAAGCAGCGCGCCACUUAAAAAGACGAGGAUCUCGUCGACGAAAGCGACAGAAAAUCGCGACGAAUGCAACAUCGCGGAUCAUCGAGUGCUUCGACAUCCCUUUCAAGUGAUAGCUCAAAACACGCCCGAGGAUGAAAGUAACAAAGUCGAAGGCGCGUUCCUUAAGAAAGACGAUCCGAAGGUGCUCGCGUUGAUGCAACAAGCGGAACUGCUCAGCUCGCUCGCUGUCAAAAUUAACUCGGAGAAGACGGACCAGAGCCUCGAAUCCGCAUGGACGGCCAUUCAAGAUUUCCUAAAGCAAAACAAAGAAGUGGUCAUGUUCCGGAGUCAAGAUACCGAUUUUCAAAUCGAAAAGUUGCGGGAAUUGGUCGAGGAUUUGACGAGCAGCAAUGGAUGGAGUAGACACGCGGCAUCCCCGGCGAGCUCGGAAUACAGUACAGGGUCGACUUUCCUGUCGAUUCCGUUGGAUGAUCAGCAGCAAUGUCCGGUCACGGCUGUGAGAACAAAACAAGGCGAUACUCUAACAUGCGAUGACAUAAACGAGAAUAAUGGAGUGUAUGAGUAUUCGAAUACGGAAUUCGGAUCCCCUCUUCAUGUGACUCCAUUGUUCAGAGCAUUGGCAGCCACGAUUCCUAGCCCGAAAUUCUCAGAAAGCGAAAAGCACUUCUUGAUGAAGACACUAGGAAUGGAGUCGACUUCGGCAAGCCCGGUCACAAAUGCUUCCCAGCCUCCACCCUGCAAGAGGUCCCUCCUCCAUUGCCUAUGAACAACCAAGAACGACCAGAACAACAUCUUGCCAUUCGAGAGUUUUCUUGAUUCGUUUUUUUCAAGAUUUCUUUGUCCUUGGAUUGCAGCCAUCUCGACCUGGCUUUUUCCAAACAGGCCUGCCUGCGAAGAUCUGGUUUGGAAUCUGGAGAUGCUACGGAGGCAUCCUGAUUUCUCUUCUGAAGAUCAACGGCUAUGAUCUGCAUCCUCGAGUAUAUCUUCCUAAUACUCACUGUCUUUCCUCUGUGUGUGUAUGUGUGAUUUAUCUAUCAGCCAGUGUGUGCCAUUCUUUUGUUAGUCUGCCUGUCCCUCCAACGGAACACCGGAUACGGCGAUCCACUGUUCCCAGGCAUUCUCUUUCUUUCUUUCUUUCUUUCGGCUACAUAAGCCUAUAAUGUAUAGUGUAGAUAGUAACCAACCAACACUAAAACCUGA